AUGGCAUCUCCUGGUGAAAACGAGAAUAAUUCUAACGAGAAUAAUACCAGUAAACCCGUGUCAAAUAUAUUUGGUUCAAGCACUAAAUCGUCAAUAAGUAAUUUGUUCACUCCUCAGGAGAAUACUUCCGAUUCCUUCAAUGAUCCUUCUAGUUCUCAUAUAAAUUUCGCGGAAUCUUCUCAGGGUGGCUUAUUAUUCGAUAACAAACCGGUGGAAGGUGACUCGAGCGGAGAGCAGCCUCCCGCGUUUAGGGUUUCUGAAAACUCUAAGUCAACCGAUGCUACCCCCAACGAUCAUGCCCCUGAAAGGUCGCCCUCUUUGCCAGGUGAGAAGAAGGAGGGUGUUGUUUUGGUGACACUGUCAGAAAGGAUCGACCCCUCUUUGUACGGCCCCGCCGUGGAAACAGUGCCAUCAAACACGCUCAGUGCCUACGCGGAACAAAAAUCAGAUGAUUCACAGAAGCCCACAGAAGAUUUGGCCAAAAGCGCCGGUUUGUUUUCAGACACACCCAGAGACGAAGGCCUACACGCUUUGAGCUCGACACAAGUCACAGAAACUGUCGCUAAAGAGAAUGAUUCUAAUGUCACAAGUUAUGCAAGCUUAACACAGGGCCAAGAACAGACACAAAAGGACCAACUUACUGGGCUAGAUAAUGAUCUGCUUACCGGUAAGUUUGGCACUUCGGGCUUAUUACCGCCGCAAACGUUUUCAUCGCCAAAAACGUUCGAUUUGGUUGAAAAUGAGCACACGAGUAAGAUGACGGAGCCAAGCGUGUCCUCUAACGCAGUUAGUCUGACAGAGUCCAUUAAUGGACAAGGAACUAUAUUUGGGGACGCGAACAAGCCGAGUGAAUUCUCGACUGAGGGUCUCACAAGCAAUAAGGAGACCACGUCUGUUUUUGGCACACUAAAUUCCACGGGGAACCAAACAAAUUUAUUCGGCUCAACGUCACCGUCGACUUUGUUUGGAAAUCAAGAAGCAGCGGUUAAUCGUGCGCCUAACGAUACGGGCGAUUCGCUACCGAGAUUUGGCAGCACUGCCGAGGUAAAAAGUGAACAGACGUAUAACGAGGUUUUAAGUGCGCCAGGCACUUCUGGAGGCACCACUAACCUGUUUGGAUCGGCAGCUAGCAGCGCAACAAACUUGUUUGGAAGCUCAUCCACAAACAUCUUUGGCAGUGCACCAAGUACAAGUAACGCAGCCACGGGAAGCAUAUUUGCGUCGUCAGAAGCAGGUGCCAAAAGUAGCAUGUUUGGAUCAGCAGAAACGGCCGCCAAGGGUAGCUUGUUUGGGAACAUAAAUACGUCAUCGUCGAACAGCGUUUUUAGACAAACAAGUGCUACCACAGGGACUGGGGCCAGCGAUGCCAAUGAGACCACCACGGUUCCCACGGUUGCAGCAGACAAUACUGGUACCGCAGCUGCGGCAGUGCUAUCCAGUAGCACAAAUUUAUUCGGCACCACCGAUAAAAAGGAAACGAGCACAACAAGUAAUUCGUUUGGCACGACGGGCGUAACAGGUACUGGCACGUCUGGCACAAGUUUGUUCGGAUCGUCUACGUCAGGAUUGACGGCCAGUGCCACUACAUCGUCGAGUAACCUCUUUGUCAGCAGUUCGCCCGCACCAGCUGCGACCACGAACAUAUUCAGUGCGCCCAGCGUCGGCUCUGAUCCCCCUGCGGCUAGUAGUACUCUGUUUGGCACAACUGAUUCAGUUGGUUCUAGUAACAGUAAUUUCUUUGGAACUACUGAUGCUACUACGUCUUCCAAUUUGUUUGGAACUACAGACAAGACUGCAUCGACGACAACAUCAAAUUUGUUUGGGACCGCUGCUACAGCGACUGAUACUUCGGCUAGUGCCAGUAACUUGUUUGGAUCAACAGAUAAGACUGCAACUAGCAAUUUGUUCGGAUCUACUGACAAGACUACUAGUAGCAACUUGUUUGGGACAACUGACACAUCAAGUACUAGCAACCUGUUUGGUCAGUCAAGUGCGACCAGUGCAACUGCUUCUGCACCCAGCGUUAACGACACGGCCACUGGUGCCACUGGGUCCAAUAAUCUGUUUGGAACCACAGGCACGUCCUCAAGCGUAUCAAACCUGUUUGCAGCCACGGAUUCCACAUCGUCGUCUAACCUUUUUGGAAAGACUGAUACUACGUCUUCCACAAAUCUGUUUGGGACAAAGGAUGCUACUUCAACCACGACAGCAUCUAACCUGUUUGGUACUACUGACAAAACCACUAGUAGUAACUUGUUUGAUACUACCGACAAGACUGCUACUACGUCUUCCAAUUUGUUUGGAACUACUGACAAGACUGCAUCGACGACAACAUCAAAUUUGUUUGGGACCGCUGCUACAGCGACUGAUACUUCGGCCAGUGCCAGUAACUUGUUUGGGACUACCACUACGACCACCAUGGAUAAGCCUAGCACCUCUGAUUUAUUCAAGACCACUCAAGCGCCAGCAUCCACCACUACCUCUGGCGCAUCUGGUUCAAGUUUUGUCACACCCUCUGCUUUCGGCGGGGUGGGUGCUAGUGCCACUGAAGCUGGUAACAAAUUGACGUCAGCCACGGGUCUGCUAUCAAACGACAAAAAAACAGAAUCGCUAUUAGAUUCGACCAAAGCUGAACAGAGUAAGCCCAGAGUCACAUUUAACCUGCCCUCAGAAGAUGCAAGCAAAGAUGCGAUGAAGAAAACAGAAGCGUUUCAGCAAGUGGAUGAGCAGGGCAGUAUGGCCACAUUUUCGCACCAGGAACAGCUCACAAUCGGAAACCUGCUGGAUAACUGGGAGAAAAAUAUUUCGGAAAAGGUUAGAACGUUCAACUCGUUCGCAGACAGAGUAGCGACAAUCGAUCAACAGAUACUGCUGCAGUGUAACAACAUCAACGGACUGCUUAAUAUGCACAAGGAGUUGCUGGAAAAACACAAAAAGAUGGAAAACCUGAUGAAGGUGAUCGAGGAGGAACAGAAGAUGGCGCUCACAGUGCUGGACAAAAUGGAAAAGGUGCUGAGCGGAAAGCUGGACUCGCUAAACAGAAGGUCCAGCAACUACAACGUCACGCAGGCGAUCACGAGGAACCUGCAGGAGCUGACGGAUCAACUGGCCUCGACGACGAAGGCGACGGAAAACAUAGCGCAGGUGUGCCAGCCGGAACCGAUAUUCACAAUAGCGAAGAUCCUGUCGUUCCACCAGAUCAGCCUGAUCGACCUGGAGAAGCAGUGCGACGAGAUCGACAGCAGAAUACGGUCGAUGCAAAAACGAGUUUAA
Molecule: messenger RNA, 3273 nt
Organism: Theileria orientalis strain Shintoku
Lineage: Eukaryota; Apicomplexa; Aconoidasida; Piroplasmida; Theileriidae
Exons: 5
Coding region: 1-3273 (1090 amino acids)
Biological process (GO): protein import into nucleus; RNA export from nucleus
Cellular component (GO): nuclear pore central transport channel; nuclear pore
Molecular function (GO): phospholipid binding; structural constituent of nuclear pore
Source: RefSeq, a predicted model, not a curated record